Molecule: messenger RNA, 1380 nt
Organism: Puccinia graminis f. sp. tritici CRL 75-36-700-3
Lineage: Eukaryota; Fungi; Basidiomycota; Pucciniomycetes; Pucciniales; Pucciniaceae
Exons: 3
Coding region: 1-1305 (434 amino acids)
Biological process (GO): pyrimidine nucleotide-sugar transmembrane transport
Cellular component (GO): Golgi membrane
Molecular function (GO): UDP-galactose transmembrane transporter activity
Source: RefSeq, a predicted model, not a curated record
AUGAAAACCCAGCUGAGCGCUUUCCUCAGUCAUCCUUCUCUCUCCUUCUCCCUCCUCGUCCUCCACCAAUCCUCCGUCGCACUAAUCAAGCGCUCCCGAACGAAGCCCGGCUCCGACUCCGACGACUCCGAGUACUCCGACUCCGGCGAGCUCUACAACCCAGCAACCGCCAUCUUCCUGACCGAAGCACUCAAAGCACUCAUCAGUCUCACCAUCCUACUCAUCCAAUACCCUUCUCCCUCUCUGUACCCUUGCUCUCUCUUCACCCGUCUUCGUCUGCUUCUCUUCCACUCCCUUGGGCCCCAUCAUGCUCUCCAUAUCCUCGAUAUGUUCAUCCCUGCUUUCCUCUAUACCGUACAAAACCAUUUACUGUACAUCAGUAUAACGGAACUAGAGCCGGCGAUCUACCUCCUCACCUCGCAACUCAAGAUCCUAACGAGUGCCUUGAGUUCGGUGAUGAUCUGUGAGCGGAAGUUAGUGAGGCCGCAAUGGAUGUGUCUUUGGACCCUAGUUCUGGGGGUGAUGAUGGUCCAGUUCGAGCCGAUCGAUCAGCACCACCACCCUCAACAAAUGUUUACAUGGAGAGCUGCACACCAUCUCAGAGGGAUCUUCGCCCUCGUCCUCUCGGCCAUUGCUUCCGGCCUCGCAGGCGCUUGGUUCGAACGCUCCCUCUUACUCAACAAACAAGCUAACCCUCAACAUCCAACUCAAACCCUUAUAACAACAAAACACGAACAACAUCAAGAUGUCCAUGAGGAGCACCCGACGAAAGACCGCCCAACGUCGCCCUCCAAGUCGAAUCGCUUGGCUCAUCAUAUCCUCGAGCCUUCGCCAAGUCGACCUAAAGAAGAGGGGCCCAAUCUGUGGACAAAGAACCUCCAGUUAUCCGUGCCGAGUCUCUUGAUCUCGUAUCUGAUGAUCUAUGUUGCGCCCGAGUCGCGCAAACACGUCCGCGAACACGGCUUCUUCUUCGGCUUCCUGGGCUCCCAAUAUUUGAUAAGCCCUACAAGUGCCCAUCACUCCUCCAACGCCGGCCCCUCAACUCGCAUCUGGCUCGUCUGGGCUAUCAUCCUCUAUCAUUCCGUGGGCGGCAUCCUCGUCUCUAUCAUCGUCAAACAGUCCGGUCACUUGGUCAAGAACUUCGCGACCUGUUUCUCCAUCGUUUUAUCUAUCUUGGCUUCUUCGUACUCUAAUCAGACUCCAUUGGGCUUCAACUUCUAUCUGGGCAGUUUCUUGGUCUUGGUCUCUAUCAAAUCGUUUACUUCCUUUGAAUCUCCAUACCACACAAAAAUCAAACCUAAUUGAUUCUUCAAUCUUCUUCUUCUUCUUCUUCUUUGUAUCUUUCCUUCUCACUACUCCCUCCCCCUUUCUUAAUCCCCC